GAGUGAGGCAUGUCACGUGUGGUCUAGUGGUGGUGAUCCCCGCGCGGGAUCCGCGUGUGUCCAGGAUGCCGUCGUACAAGAUGAACUCCAUCACUGGAUUAUCCGUGCUCAAGAAGCCCUUCUCCUGGAAGUUUGGAUACCCGCGCUUCCAGAAGAAGGUGAAGGUCCACUUCCUGGAGAAGGAGGCCGGCUCCAAGGGCGAGGACGAGUUCCCCUGGGACGACGUGCUGGAGGGGCUCACGGAGGCACCGACCGCCGUCACCGACUUCAGCUGGGACUUCACGCGCGCCGACCCCGACCUGGGCGUCGACCUGGGCGUCGACCUCACCCACUGCAGUGGCUCCAGCGCCGCCAACUCCAACUCCAGCCACGAGGACGACUCGGACGACGCCGCGUCGCUCAAGGCAGCGGCCGGCGCCAACCCCCACCCUGCCCUCCGGCCCGACGCCAAGGUCCUAGAGGACGUCGACUGGGACCAGGACGACGAGGACGCCGCCUACAGCUCCGUCAUCCGAAGGGGCUCGCCGACGGCAACCUCAGGUCGCUCGCCGCAGACGCUGCCGACGACACUCUGUACAGGAUUCGAGGAUGCCGACGACGGUCUCGGUGACGAGGACCCCGUGUACGCCAACUGCAUCCUGGAGGACGAGCCCCUGUACGAGAACUACUCGCACUCGCUGAGCGGGCUGGCGCGCGGCCUCGGCCACUACUCCAACUUCCUGGACGUGGAGGACCACGACUACUCGGACGACGAGGAGCACAUCUACGAGCACGUCCACCACGCGCACCACCACCCCGUCAACGUGUUCCUGGCGCUGCUGCAGGGCUCGGCGCCCAUCAGCCCCGACCCCAACAUCUACGAGGUGCCGCCCGGCGCCAUCCGGCCCGUGGCCAUCGACGGCUUCGGCUUCGACACGGUGAGGAGCAGCGGCAGGAACAUCACGCCGCCCAGUGGCUUCCAGGACUACGAGAAGCUGUCGUGGGUCCAGGGCAGCAUCCGCAGCGCGGCGGGCUUCGACGUCAACAACAACUACCUGCGCGUGGACACGCUGCGCGACACGGUGGUGUCGGCGGCCGCGCAGGACGAGGACGACCGCCACAAGCUCCCCGUCGAGGUCAUCUACUCCACCAUCGUCAAGCCGCGCCGCAAGAAGAAGCAGCGGCCCGCCAUCUCCGACAUGCUGCAGCUCGCCGCCACCAUGCAGAGCGUCACCGACGUCGCCGACGCCGUGGUGCUGGUCGGCGGCCCGGGCGAGACGGCCGACGCCGUCCCCGCGCAGGACGUCAACCACAACAUCAUUGAGGUCACCGGCACCGAGGUGGUGCCGAAGGACGUCGUGGUGGUGACCGUCCUACCCGAGGACGGCUCGCGCCAGGUCACCGUCAACCAGGACGACGUGAUGGAGCUGGUCAUAGUGACGCCGCCCACGCCGCCCGCCGUGUCCGACGACGAGGACGCCGAGGUCACCGUCGAGGCCCCGCAGUCCGAGGCGGAGAUGGAGCAGGUGAUUGAAAUCGGGUCGGACGGCCGCUGGGACACGAAGGAGGUCCCCAGCGAGGAGGCGGUGCAGCAGAAGGAGAGCGAGGACGCCGAGGCCGCGGACGGCGGCUUCCUCGCCAGCGUGCAGGAGUGCCCCAGCGAGGUGGCCAAGAUCAAGCACGCCGCCAUGGCCUACGGCUCGCAGUACUACGUGAACGCCGCUCCGAAGCAGCAGCCUCCGCAGUGCACGCUGGUGGUGGUCAACGGGGACGCCAAGGACGAGGACGACACGGGCGCGGCCGCCAACGCCAACAUCGGCUCGCAGAUCAUGAAGAUGUACGAGGACGACCGGCAGAAGGUGCGCGACAGCCUGAACCUGCCCGACGUCAGCCUGCUGGACAUGGACGAGUCCAUGGAGGACAUCGAGCGCGAGCGGCGACGCGUCAUCGUCAACCAGGCCGUCCGCGCCAAGAGGAUCAGCUCCUGGAUCAAGAGCAACGGCCAGGACGGGCAGCAGCACGCCGCGCUCGCCGCGCACCGGGCCGCCCUGGAGGACGGCAUCGCGCACCUCAACGAGGACGGCGAGGUGGUCUACGACUCGAUCCUGCUCAACAAGCAGAAGACCAAGAACUACUGGGAGCAGCUCAUGAUGGCGGCCGCUGCCCCGGGGUCGCCGACGGCGCCCCCCUCCGGCCCCGCCAGCCCCCAGCAGGCCCCGCAGGUCGCCGUCGUGGUGGGCCAGGGCCGCGACAUGCCGUCGCUGGAGCAGGCCGGCAGCGAAGUGUCCGAGCAGGAGUACUUCGACGCGCGCUCCACGGUGUCGCCGCCCGAGCCGGCCGAGGCCGCGGACGCUGACGGCGUGACGGGCGGGCCCAAGGUGGUGGAGACGGUGGCCAAGGCGUGCCGCCGCCUGGAGCACGGCCUGGAGGCGGAGCACGCCCUGGAGCACGCGCUGGAGCGGGAGAGCGUGGUGGAGCGAGACAUCCGCCUCCAGCGUGAGCGGGAGGAGCAGCUGGCCCGCGAGCGCGAGGCCGCCCUGGACCUCCUGCGCGACGACGGCUUCGUCAGCAUCCCCACGUCCACCACGGACGAGGGCAACUUUUCCGAGUACGGCAGCGAGGAGAAGGAACACAGCAUCGACGGAAGCAACAGCCGCGUGAUGAGCCCCGAGGUGGGGGCGCUGCCGCACCACCACCACCAGCGCACGCAGUCCAUGGACUCGACCAGCUCGGGCCACUCGUCGGGCUCCGGGUCGGGCUCCGGGUCGGGCUCCGGGUCGUCGGGCUUCAACGGCCGGCGCCGCGUCACGGUCAAGCCCCUCGCCGAGCCGGAGGACCAGGACACGCCGACGUACAUCAGGCCCAGCAGCGAGACUCCGAUCGAGCGGGAGAUUCGGCUGUCGCGCGAGCGGGAGGCCGAGCUGGCUCGCGAGAAGGCCCUGCGCCUCAGCGUCAACGCCCCCGCGGCCAACGGGACGCAGGAGCACCCCGUCGUCAACGGAAAUGCCGGCGCGGUCAACAACAGCAGCAGCAGCAACAACAAGGUGGAGGCGGCGGAGAGCAGGGAGUCGGUGCGGAAUGCCACGAACCGCAUCCAGCAGGAGAUCUCGCGCGCCAACGAGCGGGAGCAGGAACUGCGCCACGCCAGCAAGGAGGGCGGCCAGCGCUUCACGUCGUCCGAGUUCCCCUUCAAGCAGCUGAAGAAGGCCGUGUCGACGUCGCACCUCUCGGUGCUGAGCAGCGAGCCGACGACGCCCCCCGCGCCGCAGCCGCAGUCGCAGGCGCGGCCGCCGCUGCGCCGCCUGGGCACGGUGGCCACGUCGACGCCCACCUCGCCGGCCGCGCAGACGCCGCGCGCCGCCCUGGGCCGCUCCGUGUCGGCCGCGCCCUCGCCGGUCACCCUUUCCAGUGUGGUGUCGUCGCUCACGCCGGCCGGGCGCCGCUUCGCGCCCAACCCCAGCCAGAAGGGCCUGAUGCAGCGCUUCCUCGCGUCCAGGGGCAAGAUGAGCCCCGCCGGCUUGGUGAGCGGCUCGUCCGGGCCGGGUAGCGCCUCGCACCCGCCUGUGCUGCCCCAGACCCUGUACAGCCCCAGCGCCGCCGCGCACACCGCGCACACCGUGCCGCUGUCCCCCGCCGUCACGGCCAAGCUGACGGCGGUCGUGGACAGCGAGUCCUACGAGCGCGAGGAGCCGGCGCCCGCCCCCGUGCGACGCGGCUACACCUCCGCCGAGGACAAGAUCCAGGAGGAGCUGAAGGAGAUGCGGCGGCGGGAGGAGGAACUGAGGCUUCAGAGAGCGAGGACGUUCGCCCGCUCACAACCCAAUCUGCUGUCCCUGCUGGACGACGUGGACAGUCCAGACUCCACAACCCUGAAUGACAGCUCUCCAGUCAUUGACAAACUACCUGCUAUGGCGGCAUUGCGAUCCGCCCUAUCUAAUCCCAAUUUGCUGGAUGAGGAGGCCCACUUGAAUGGUGUUGAUUCCUUCAAUGAAAAGAAUUUGCAGAAAAACAGUGGUAUUAGGAAAAAGAAUGCUCUGAUAGCCGAAUGGGAAAACCGCAUCCAGCAACACAUCGAGCAUUGAAUGUGUGUGUUAUAUUGUUGUAAUAUAUAGAAUUUAAUAAGGUGGCAACCAUCCCAAUCUGGGUGCCUGGAGAAGCUGGACUCUGAACCAAUUUGCAGCGGAGGAGUCCCUUCUCAGCCAUAACCCUGUAACAUUAAGGCUGCUACGUGGGACUGCCAUAUAGAAAUAUCAAAGCAGUAGAAUCGUAAUUGAUCCAGUGAUGUUAGACUUUGUGAAGAGACUUGUUGAAUUUUCAUAUUUUUAGAACUACCUGGAAGUACUACCGUAAUCAGCUUUGUUUCUAUGUAAAAAAAAAAUUAAGGUAUUGUUUAUAGAAGUGUCCAUAGUAAGACAUCUAUUUUGCUACUAUUUUGCCAACCUAAUGGUGAUCAAGAUUAUUUUCUUAUGCAAAUAUAUUAGUAUUGUGUACAGUUUUUACAGACAAAAGAGAACUACUUUUACCAAUAGAAAAUAGUACAUAGCUAUUUUAGAGCAAUAAUGCCAAUCUUGAGAAAAUGUUUCUAAUUUAUUGUCUUUUGAAAUUUGCCUGGCAAAAAGUGCCAGUUGUUUCAAAUUUAUGUAGAAUUAAAGUUAUUGUUGAGUUUUGUUUUAUCCUGAAGAUGAGGUUGAUGAGGUCAAAUCAUGAGCUGACAUGCAUCUACUGUGCUCAUCGAAGGUGUUGGGAAGAGAGAACUAUAUCAUAUGAUGAUUGUAAACACAAAUAAAAAGUGAAACAAAUAUUAAAGUUACUGAAAAAUC
This is a messenger RNA of Thrips palmi, 4799 nucleotides long. RefSeq lists its product as uncharacterized. NCBI's taxonomy places the organism in Eukaryota, Metazoa, Arthropoda, Insecta, Thysanoptera, Thripidae. The record is from RefSeq and is a predicted model, not a curated record. Bases 66 to 4061 code for a protein of 1331 amino acids. The transcript is spliced from 15 exons.